UGAAGUUUAUCCUGCUUCACUCAAACAGACUAUUAAAAUUCUUCUAAAUUUGCCCGCUAAACUGCUGCUGUUCCGCUUAUGAAUUACAUUUCUAUAUCCUGGCCAGCCUGUUGUGAUAUCUCAUAUGGUAAGUCUUUAAGAAUGUGUUUUUAUCCGAGACAAAGGCCAGAAAAGUCCUGUCAGGGUUAGCUGAUAAGCUAGGCUAAGGUGAAUUUAUAACUCACUUUAUGUUUGUUUACCUCUAAAGUUUAAAACUCACUAUAAUAAUCAGAGAAUAUAGCCGAAUAUUUGUUCUUAGAUUAAACAGUCUUUUUGCAUAUGUUUCUGAUUCAUAGCUUUGACUAUUUGCGCAUAUUUGAUCACAUUGGUUUAAAUGAUUGAUUUUGUCAUAGGUAUAAGUCAAUGUAAGCUUCAAACUUUUAGUUUUACCCGUUUUUUUCUUCUAGCAUUCGAUUGAUUUAUCCUAGAAUCUUUAAUUUAAUGGAAACAAAUCGCCAAAUGCUGUGCCAUGAAUUGAUAACUGUAGCUGAUGUUUAGCUGUAUCCUUUAGCAUCCUAUCACAUCCAUGCAAAUCUGUCAUUUUAUUUCACUAUGCCACAAAGCUGAUGUAUUGAUCAGAUUUCAAUUUCACCUCACCUGCUGCCUGACAGAUCCCACCCCUUGACAGAUGACUCCAUGGAGGGUCUUUAAUCCCACAUGUCAAAGUGUAAUGGCUGAUUGAUGGACAUCUGAAACCCUCCCAGCCUUUUGUCCUCUAAAAUGAUAAAUGAUAUCAUCUGCUGUUUCACAGAGGAAAGCAAUGAGAAUUCGGUCAGGUUCACCUCCAAUCCAUGUGCAUGUCAACGACGCCACACCUGUCCAUGUCCAUGUACAGAGUAAAAGUCCUACGAGGACACCUCAGGUUAGACGUUUACAUCUUAAUUUGUUUGUCUUGUGUCACUUAAUUUGAUAUAUAUUAGUGUAAAUGUGCGCCUCCUUAGUCUUUCCUCUCAUUCCUGUGAUGUGUCUGUUUUACAGAGCAAGGUCAAAGCCAACAGAGGAGUCCUCCAUCCUACAGCCAAGAUCAAAACUCGAGUACCGUGGAUACCACCAGGGAGGGCCUCCAUACGGGAUGCUACACAUGUGUGGGAGGUAACCCACCAUUUAGAACCAUUAAACUCAGACAUUAGCCUUCGUCAGAGGGGUUUUUACGUUAAAAUCAAGUAAAGGCAGAGAUGUUGAUAGAAUAGAAUAGAAUUCAACUUUACUGUUAUUGCACAUGUCACAAGUACAGAGCAACGAAAUGCGGUUUGCAUCCAUCCAGAAGUGCUCAGCAAGUAUGAAUAUGUUUACAAAUGUACAGGGUAUGAAGGAGAUAAACAAUGAGUCUAUCACGGGUAUAUAACAUUGUUAUGAAUAUGCUGUAUUGUAUAUAUGUACAGGCUAUGAACAGAUUAUACAUAUGGUUAUAAAUAUGAAGGCUAUAAACAGACUAUAAAUAUGAUUCAUGACAGAUAAAUUAUACAGUAGUGCAAUAUUGGAUGUAUUUACAGUAGUGCAAAUGAGGUUUGAAAGGUUUAAAAAGUUGUUUUACGGAUAUAAAGUGUGGGUAAUAGUAGAUAAUUAUUAGUGGUUGAUGUGUUUGCACCAAGGGGCCAACGCACCGCCUUGAGAUCACGCCACCACAGCCUGGACCAGAACCAGAACCAGAACCUCCUCAAUCUGCACUACGAUUAGCUGACCUCACGUCAGAGGAGGAGGAGGGUCUGCACGGGAGAAUAAGCGAGUACGAGAGGAAGAUCGACAGCUUGAUGAGUGAAGUCAGCUCUCUAAAGAAUGAGGUCAGCACCUCCUCUAGAUGACAGGAUGCAUAUGUCUGCUGUGGUCCAAGGAUUUGUUUUACAUCACUUGGGUGUUCCUGUUGAUGUUUGUGUGUUUUUAGGUGGAGCUGCGGAAGAAGGAGCAGCUGCUGGAGCGUCAGUCGGAGCAGCUGAACGUCUCCCAGCGAGUGAUUGCUGAACAGGAGGAGGAGCUGGUGGAGGUGACGAAGGAGCUGGAAGAGACAGAACGAGAGAACACACGGCUACGUCUGUCUAUGGAGAAGAUGCUGGAGGAGAGCGACUACGGCAGGUCAAUAUCAUACUCAGCUUUUGAGGAGUUUGACUCAGUCUCCUCACGCUCUACGAGCCUGAUUGUACCUUGAGGUCCUCGGCCAAGGGUCUGCUGACCAUUUCACAGUCCAGGCUGAGGACCAAGAGGGACCAGGCUUUUUCUGUUAGGGCCCCAACACUGGAUCAAACUGCCUGCCUCAGGUUCCUUAUCCUCUUUUAAAAUGUUUCUAAAAGCUCAUUUUUAUAGGUGUCUUUUUCAUACAUGAGUUUUAACUUACUUUUUAGUUUGCAGUUUUUAACAGUUUUUACUUAUUUCAUUAACUUUUAAUUGGUUCAAGUUUAAUUUUAUAUUCAAUUUUAACUCAUUCCUGUGUGUUCUGUUGACUGUUUCAUCGUAUUCCUACUGUCUUCCAUUUCUUUUCUAUUUUCAUGUCAUGAAGCACUUUGUAACUCUGUAUUGAAGAACUGAUAUGAAGAUAAAGUUCAUCAUUAGUAGUAUGACUAAAUACACUCAUGUCCUCGUCUUCAGGUUAGAUCGAGAUAGUCUUAACAAAGACAGAGAUGCUCUGCUCAGGAAGCUAAUGGAGGCUGAAGUGGACUGGGCAGCAGCUGCCAAACAAGUUUCAGAGCUGAAAGAGUCUGUGUCCAAACUCUGUAAAGGGAGCGGCAGUGUAAGUGUCAACUCAGUAUGUGUGUUCACUAUAUAUCAGAGAAAAAGGUGGCUGUAUAUCCAGACCAUCAGCUGUGAUUAAAAUAAGUUCUCUAAUUCAGUGACUCAUCUCUGUAGCAAAAAAUCAACACACAUACUGUACACGUUACAAGUGAAACAGCUGCAUAAAGAAGUUUAAAGAUUAUAUGAACCAUUGUUUUUCUGUCAAUGUCUCAGCAGAAGAAACUCUCUGGCUCUGAGUCUUCGGUCUUGGCUCGUCAGAAGGAUCUGCUGCUGCAGAAACUGGAGACAUUCGAGGCCACAAACAAAACACUGCGACACCUCCUCAGAGAACAGCACAGCUCACAGGUACAGGCUGGGAAAAGUAUCUUCAUAACAGUGUAAGCAAACACCAGGGAGUCAAAUUCAGCAGAUUAAUGUGACAUGAGUAACUUCCACUCAGAGCAGGCCUAUUCUCCAAACUCCCUGGUGUUUCUUCAACUUCUUAUACACCUUUCUUAGACCCCAUGAAGAUUUCAAUGAGGGUGAAGGAAAAAAGGAUGGAACAGGAUUUAGAGGACGUUUUUGACUUUUCCUUUGCUGGUUACAAUCCCUUUGGUGUUUUUUUACACAAGCCUCUGUAACUAUGAAUGUGAGAAAGAGCAGGUGCAAGUGGUUCUGAGUGCGAUGUAAAAGCAUUAGGAUAGUGGAUAAAACAACUUCAGGCACUGUGAUUUUAGUGAACCAUUUAGUCAAUGACAAAUCAAGAUAGUUCUUACACGUCUCCAAAUGUAUAUAGCCUUUAAGUCUAGACUAUAUGUGUUGUUUGAUUUGUUUUGCAGAGUUCCAUAGCUAACAUCUGUUAAGCACAUAUACUGUAUAUGUAGCGUUUUGUAUGUCUGUUUGUGAGCAGAUGGAGACGUCACGAUUGUCAGAGCAGAAAGAUGCUUUGCUCAAGACGCUGGCCGACACAGAGGCAGAAAAUGCUGUGAGUUCAAUAGAUCCAUACUUAUUUUUUCUUUUCUUUUCCAAUGAGUUAUCUUUGCAUUUUCAAAGAUAUUAAAGCAAAUGAAGUUCUCCUUCUGUUUGUGAAAUCUGCUUUUUUUUCGCAGCACCUUGUGGUGAAACUUCAAGAGAGAGAGAGAGAAGUCAAUCAAUUCUGCAAACUUCUAGAUGUCGAGCAGGUAUGACGGCUGGCAGCAUAUGUUUAAUCCUUUGGUUUUGAAGCACAAUAUAAAAAUGUAUUUCAUGUAUAUUUUGCUAUAUUUUGGAAAAGGAAAAUGCAAAGAGCACAGCCGAACUUUCCAAGAGUCUGGAGUCGACCAGAGCUCACUUACAAGGACAGCUCCGGAGUAAAGAGGCUGAAAACAACCGACUCAACGUGCAGAUAAAGGUUUGUCAUUGUCUGUCAGGAACACUAAGGCUGCUGUCACAAAAACAGCUGGUAAAACUUUUAAGAAACUGUUUCCUGUCCUCUACUGCUCAUUUAAAAGCGCACACAGUGAUUAUUUUUUGGUCCUGUCAUUCUGUCUGUUCAGAAUCUCGAGCGAGCGGCCAACCAGCAGAAAGCAGAAGUGGAGCGACUGAAGGAGCAGCUGGCAGCGAUGAAGCAGCAGGCCAGUUUUGACCGAGAAGCUCUGAAACGAGCCACGAGAGCGCAGAAACAACGAGCAGAGCGCAGUGAAGGCACUGCAGGCCAGCUCAGCGUUCAGCUCCUGGAGAUGGUAUGGACUGGGUUAAUUAAUCUGAGAAUGAACUCCAUUUGUGUAUUCUUGUAAAAAUGUAAAGUCUGGGUCUGUGUCUGGAUUUUAGUAAGAGAAGUGUUCUGGUUUCUGUAUAUGAUCUAAGAAGUGACAAAUCAGGUGUCAGCAUAGCCUGGCUGGGCCAUCCUGUUGCAUGAAUCACUUGCCGUUCCUUCCCACAACUUUUGUUUUUGCUGUAUGAAGAGCAAAAGUAGGAGGAACACAUUACUCUGUACUGACAUCCCAGCUUGUGUGGAUGGUAAUCUAAAGAAGAAAAAAAAACAAUCAAGUUUAUCAGUUUGAACAUCAAAUAUCUUGUUUUUGUAGUGUAUUCUACUGAAUAUAGGUCAAAAAGGAUUUGCAAAUCAUUGUAUUUUGUUUGUAAUCAUAUUUUACAUGAUGUCCCGACUUCAGUAGAAUUGGGGUUUGUAUGAAGUAAAAGUGCAGUUUGCAGGAACAGAGUUAUCAGGGCUGAGUAUUGACUUCACAGUUAUCCCUAAAAAAGUCCAUAGAUCCCACAGAUUUUUAUCACCAUCAAGAGCCAGUGAAUCCUGAGACUGACAAAGACGCAGACAUGUAAGGUUUAUUUUAUAGCUAGAUAUAAGAAAUUUGAGGUGAAGUGUCAUAUAUCUAAGGAACACUUUAUUACUGAUGAAGUAUUCUUUUGUUUGUGGGCAUUUGUUGUGGUACAAGGAGCCAUCAGCAUACAGCCACAUAUUCUGUUAACACUGCUGCCUGUCAAAAUAAAGCAAGUCUCAUAAUAUCUGAUUUUCUUCCUGCAGGAGAAGCAGGUGUCAGAGGCACUGACAGCAGCAGAGAGCUGGCAGAGUCGACAUGCUCAAGAAGUGAAAGAAAAGAGUAAACUGGAGAUCGAAGUGUCGCUGCUGAAAAGGUAACUGCAGCUUCUUUAUAGUCACAGCUACAAACAUAACAGGUGUCUGUGUUUGAAAUGAAAAAAAACCACACUGAUUUGGAAGCAGUUUAGUUUUACCUCUUGGAGAUUCAAAGUGUUGCUGUUACUAAAAGAUGAUAAGUAGUUCAGAGCUGCUGGAGCCUUGUUGUUUUCAUUUAUGAUUCACAAAAUGACAGCUUGUUGUGUGAAUUAAUGCAGCCGUGUGGCAGAGCUGACGGAGCAGCUGCAGAGCUCAGAGGAGAAGAGCCGAGCAGAGAGAGAGGCUCUGCUGGAUCACCUUCACAUUCUGACCACAGAGAGCACUGCUGUCAAAGUGGAGAACCAGACGCUCAAGGUGAGAGACCUGAUGGUCUACAGAAAGCAGAGGGCCAUUCAUCACAGUCAAAACAUGAAAAUCUGAAGAUAAGCUCAGUGUCUACAUAUUUGUCAUGAUCUGUUUCUUGGAUAAUGUCAUUCCCCUGUCCUCUCUGAUACACUCACACUGAGGAGUAUUACAUUAGGGGGAUAGGCUGUCCUCGUGAUUUAAUAACGAAUGAAUUAAUCUGUCAGGCUGCAGCGUCUGCAGUUGAGGAGAAGCUGUCCUUGUCUCAGUCGGAGCUCCAGCAGGUCAAAGCUUCAAUCCAGCAGUAUGAGAGUCUGCUGGACAGCUACAAGAUCCAGGUACAUCAAGACUUCUCUACAGGAGGAAAUAAACCUGAUAAGAUCAUAAUAGUUCUGCAAAUUUAAGACCAAAGGACUCUGACCGGGGGUAUUUCUAAACCUGGGUCCUUUUUAAACCUAAUUGUGGGUUUGAAUGACUCCCGGAUCCAGAAAGUUUUGGAUGUACUUCAGCAGAUUGUUCAGCUUGCAGCAGUGAAACAGGCUUUAAUGGCUACAUCGUAACUCUGCCAGUGUGUCUACUAAAAGUAUUUAUUCCCUGACAGGCUCAGAUUGCUAUUUCAAUUAUCUAACAAUGUUAUAGAAAGGAUCCCCACAAAAGAAAAGAUGUUUUUAUCAUAGAGAAAGAUAUUUUUCAACAAGUAACAGCUGCUUCUAUUAAAACAACCAGACUUCACUCAUAAAAACAGUGAUUUUUACCUCAUAAAAUACAGAAGUUGCUGAUUGAGUCCUAUUGUUACUGUCUCAUUGCCUUGUGUUGUUUUGUGCUUUUUGGUGUUUAAAGGUAAGUACAGAUCCAAUAUAGCUUUUGGGUGACAUAGAUUUAUACAAAAGACACAUACCAAUCAGUGCAGCAGCAUUGGUGAAGUGGCUCUUUUGUCCUGUGAGGUUAAACGGCUAUUUUUGUUUAUGGAGUCUGGUGUGUCUGUAAAGAGUGAAGUAACAGCUAUUUCUGGUUUAAAAAAUAUCUCUCUGUAGGGAUCCUUUAUGUCAUUUUGUCUGAGCCUGUCAGUAGAGAAAAAGGCCUGGGUUAGAUGCAUUGGCCUCUUACUCUGCACUGUUACACUGCUGCAGGCUGAAACUAUCUACUGAAGUGAUUCCAAAAAAUUUGAGCCUACUUAUUAUUUCCCCCCAACAACAUUUGAAACAUGUCCCACAUUCAAAACUAGCUGACAAAUUUUUAAUGAUUUUUUUUUACUGCACAGGUCGGGAAAACUCGAGCUGAGGCAGACGAGUACUGCACCCGACUGGCCCAGGCAGAGCGAGAGGCGCAGUCAGUGCGGGCGGAGCUGGAGAAGGAGAUAGAGGAGGUGCGAAGAGAGCUGCUGGGUCGGCUCACGGAGCUCGAGCCUCUUCCUGAAGCUGUACGGCGCUCCAAAGUACAGCUGCAGGAGGCUCAGGAGAGAGAGCGCAGCCAGGAGAAGCGCAGCAUGGAGCUCAGCACCACACUGACAGAUCUACGCAUGAAGGUUUCAACACACACACACACACACACACACACACACACACACACACACACACACUACCAUCAUCAAAAAACAUGCUCAUAGCAAUGGUCAUGUCUGCAUGUUUGCAUGGGAAGGUGGGACAUUUCUUUUUCAAAAAAUAUUUAAUAGUUUUUAGAGACUAUUAAUCAAUAUUUUUGCUCUUAAAGUCUGUCUUUAUUUGUUAUGUUAAAGGAAGACUACUCUUUUUUACACUAUCAUUCUCUGGAAGCUCAAAUACCUUAACAGUGACAGAGCAACUUCUCUUCUGUCGCUGUAGGUGGAGACUCAAGGCAGCCAGAUGGAGCUCCUCAGAAAGAAGAACAAGCUGCUGAUGGAGGAGAACAGACAACUUCAGCAGAAAGUGGACAGCUUGGAAAGGUCUGUCCUCUUAUAAUUCACUUAAACCCUGAACCAGUUCAUUCCAGCUUUUGAGAUAUAAAGCCAACACAGAGUAAACAGUGAAACAUUUCUUUUUGGGGAUUCACAUUAAGUUAAAUUUGCCACUGUCUCUUCUCAGAAUUACUGGCCCCACCAGUGUAACCACUUGUCCUGUGAAAUAUAUUGUGAUUCAGAAAAUAACAAUCAAGAAUUUUCUUGUUAAGUCAGGAAUCCCAACAAAAACAUAAGUCAGUACUUUAACUGAACAGAGCAGGCAGAAGAAACCUGCAAUCAGCAAGUCUGUCAGUCAUGUGAGCAGAUGGUCAUAUUGAGCCCCAUUAACAGUUUCUGUCUAAUGUAGAUUAUAUACAUGCAUACUUGAGUGACAUCAAAUGUAAUGACAUGUACAGUUUGAGUACCAAUCUACCAUCUUCAUGAUUUGACUGGAAGCACCAGUUCAUUGUUAAAUUUAGCCGUUUAUUGUUAUUGUCAUUUUGCAGGAAGCUUGAGGAGGCUGGCAGUCAAAACGGGGACCUGCUUGCUGUUGUUUCCAAACGAGAAGAGACAAUCCACAGCAACCAGCUCCGCCUGGAGGAAAAAUCACGAGAGUGUUCGCUGCUGAACCGAAAGCUGGAGGAGGCUCUGGAGGACGCUCGACAACAGGUCUGCAAACUGAUAGGGACUAUUAAACAUCUAAAGAAUACAAUUUUUUUGUUGGUAGCGCUGCUGCAUCAGGAUACAUUGAAUGAAAUCUGUCAAAAAGGAUUAAAGACACAAAGGUUAUUCUGCAGAGAGAUGCAGUAUAAUUUGUCAAAAAGUUACACUUAGGUUCCAGUCUCUGUUUUCUCAGCACUUCAAGAAAGACUUCAUUUUCGACAGAUAGUAAUUUCACUGACAUCUGUGUUACAAAGGGAGAAGCAGGUGCACACCAUCAGUAUGUCAUGUUUAAAGGCUGGAGCAGCAUCAAGAAGCAUUGAGUUAAGGAAGCAUGAAGCAGUCUCCUUGGUUGAGUUAACACUGUUUCAUUUUAGUGUUACACCCAGCAGUAUCUUCAGCAUGGGUGUGUCUGCUUUGUGUAAUUAUAAGCAUGCCCCUAACAGUAUGUGUUGUACUUUUUAACAGCUUCUCCUGCACUGUAAUUAAGUCCAAUUUGUCAUAUCUGAUAGAUGUCAGAGACCAGAGAGCGAGCUUCAACCAAAGAGCGCUCCACCCAGUCAAAGAUCCUGGAUCUGGAGACUCAGCUUAGUCGCUCAUCUUCAGAAAUCAAGCAGCUGCAGCGCAGCAAAGAGGAGGUAAAGUUUAAAGUUAAUUCCAAGUCUGAAUCAGCAAGGCCAGGAAGUGUUUUAACUGUCCAAUCAUGUUUCCAGGUGGAGCGGCGGUACCAGAGCAGACUGCAGGAUGUGAAGGAUCGUCUGGAGCAGUCUGACAGCACCAACCGCAGCCUGCAGAACUACGUCCAGUUCCUCAAAUCCUCGUAUACAAAUGUGUUUGGAGACAUUGCUCUGAGCAGCACAUUGCGAGCCCCCUCACCCCUCUGAGAGUCAGAGUGUUUCAUUAUGCACAAACAUUCCCAAACAGCACUGUGGACUCUGAAGAGCUGGUACAGUUUUUCUCUGCAGACUGGUCUCAUAAAAGCUCUCUAAGACUGCUACAAUGUGGGACUUUUUUUUUAAACUAUCAAUUUAGAAACAAUUUUUAGAUUUUGCAUUUUAGUGAAAAACUUUUAUCACAACAGAAGAUCCUUUGUAACAAAAAAGUUCUUAUCUGUACAAUUUUUAAGAUGUGUUUGGUAUCAAAGCCAGAAGGCAAACAGAAGCUCCAUAACUUACCACACAUACAGUAUAUUCAACACAACACAAUAGGUAAAACUUUUUCAACAAAGGUUUCAUUUGGUUAUCUUACUAACCAAGAACACUAAAAUAUUACAUUAAUAAAAGCCUCUGUUCUGAUUGUGCCUUUCCAGAUUAAGUGGUCUCUUCAAAACAUAAAUUGUGGGGCUGAAAUUUGAUAGUUUGUAUUUUAUAAGUCUAAAAGAACUAAAAUUUCAUAUUUUUAUAUUCUUUGCUGUCUGACAAACCUUGGCAAGUUACAAAACAAGUUUGAUACAUUCAUCAGUGGAAUUAUUGGGUGACUUACUGCAUUUUUGCAGAUUUGUAUGACUGAUGUGAGGCUUGUUUUUUAUUUCUAUGCAUAAAUAUAUUGAAAGCCAUACAUGACACAUUAUGUGGAUGAAUCUCUCCUGGAAGGAACUGAAACAUUGGUGCUAUUACAAACAGUGUGUCAAAUCAGUCAUUUUUGGGUUUACUGUUUCAUAAAUAAAACCAGGAGAAUUGACA
Molecule: messenger RNA, 9973 nt
Organism: Xyrichtys novacula (pearly razorfish)
Lineage: Eukaryota; Metazoa; Chordata; Actinopteri; Labriformes; Labridae
Source: the annotation of a GenBank genome assembly